Messenger RNA from Silurus meridionalis, 3430 nucleotides. It is a transcript of the gene tle3a, whose product is annotated as TLE family member 3, transcriptional corepressor a. Gene Ontology annotation, biological process: negative regulation of canonical Wnt signaling pathway; regulation of DNA-templated transcription. Bases 600 to 2915 code for a protein of 771 amino acids. Gene Ontology annotation, cellular component: transcription regulator complex; nucleus. The transcript has 21 exons. Lineage: Eukaryota; Metazoa; Chordata; Actinopteri; Siluriformes; Siluridae. The record is from RefSeq and is a predicted model, not a curated record. Gene Ontology annotation, molecular function: protein binding; transcription corepressor activity.
UCAGCCGUCGUGUCAGUAGUCUGUCUGUGUGUGGCACAGGGCAACGACGCCGGACGGAGAGCAAACGUGAGAGCGGACUACAGCGUGUACCACCUUCCAGUCUUUCCUCAAACUCUUUUCAAAUAUCGGAUGUACAUUUUGGCACGACUUAUUACUCAUUUGCGUUUUGGAGGGAUUUACACGACCGGCCAGCGGAGUGAGUGGCGGAGUUUUGUGCGGGCGAAGUGAGUAAACCUUUGGCGCUCGGGACGAGAAGCAGUUGAGUCUCUCCAGUCGCCUUCUAGACUCCGGGCGAGAAAGAGACCGGAGAUGGUCGAGUUCCGUUCGUGGAACUGAAACAUGAACAUUUCGACGCGAUAGUCCUCCAGAGUUUUCAGGAAAAGCGGCUCCGCGUUAUAAAGUGGUGCGUUUGGACGCGUGGAGACGCCAAGGCAGGUGAAAAGGUUCGAGGCUCGGAUCAGAGAGAGAGAGAGAGAAGGGGUGUGUGCGCGCGCGCGUGUGUGCCCCCCCGCAGCUGUGGCCGAUGCGCUGAAUUACACCGGGGUCAUCUCCAUCCAGCAAAGCGGCGAGCCUCCGAGAAAUAAAGGAUACAUUUCGCGAUGUAUCCGCAGGGCCGGCAUCCGGCGCCCCACCAGCCUGGUCAGCCAGGCUUUAAAUUCACUGUGGCAGAAUCGUGCGACAGAAUCAAGGACGAAUUCCAGUUCCUGCAAGCUCAGUAUCACAGUCUGAAGGUGGAGUAUGACAAACUGGCCAACGAGAAGACCGAGAUGCAGCGCCACUAUGUCAUGUACUAUGAGAUGUCCUAUGGGCUGAACAUUGAAAUGCACAAACAGACUGAGAUUGCUAAAAGGCUUAACGCCAUCCUGGUUCAGAUCAUGCCCUUUCUGUCACAAGAGCACCAACAGCAGGUUGCACAGGCUGUUGAACGUGCCAAGCAAGUGACAAUGACUGAGCUGAAUGCCAUCAUCGGGGUACGUGGACUUCCCAAUCUGCCUUUGACCUAUGUCUUUCCGCAGCAGCAGCAGCUUCAGGCGCAGCACCUCUCUCAUGCUGCUCAUGGGCCUGUGGCUCUUCCCCCUCACCCCUCGGGCCUGCAGCCCCCAGGCAUCCCACCAGUUACAGGUACUGGCUCAGGCCUGCUGGCACUAGGAGCAUUGGGCAGCCAGCCCCACCUGCCUGUGAAGGAUGAGAAGAACCACCAUGACCUAGAGCACAGAGAGAGCACGAACAACUCUAUUUCCCCUUCUGACAGCCUUCGUACUGCCAGCGAGAAACAUCGUGGUUCCUCAGACUAUAGCUUGGAAUCCAAAAAGCGAAAAAUGGAAGAGAAGGACAACAUGAGCAGAUAUGAUAGUGAUGGAGAUAAAAGUGAUGAUCUAGUGGUCGACGUUUCUAAUGAGGACCCUGCUACACCCCGAGGCAGCCCAGCACACUCCCCACCAGAAAACGGCAUUGACAAGCCCCGCCCUCCCAAAAAGGAUACACCUAAUAGUCCUGCGUCAGUGGCCUCAUCUGGCAGCACACCUUCUUCUAAAACCAAGGAGCAUGGCCAUAAUGACAAAUCCUCCACACCUGGUCUCAAGUCCAACACUCCCACUCCGCGGAAUGAUGCCCCGACCCCCGGCACCAGCACCACUCCAGGGUUGCGGCCCAUCCUUGGCAAACCCCCCAUGGAAGCUCUGGCCGCUCCUGCUUUGCGCACUCCACUUUCUAUCGCUGGCUCUUACCCAGCUCCUUUUGCCAUGAUGGGUCACCAUGAGAUGAAUGGCUCACUCACAAGCCCUGGGGUCUACGCCGGCCUACACAUCUCUCCCCAGAUGAGUGUGGCUGCUGCUGCUGCAUACGGUCGUCCAUCCAUUGCUGGUUUUGAUCAUCCUCAUAUGAGAGCCCCAGGCCUUCCUGCCAGCCUCACGUCAAUUUCUGGGGGAAAACCGGCCUACUCAUUCCAUGUUAGUGCUGAUGGACAGAUGCAGCCUGUGCCCUUCCCUCCCGAUGCUCUAAUGGGCCCUGGGAUCCCACGUCAUGCUCGGCAGAUCAACACCCUAAGCCACGGCGAGGUGGUAUGUGCGGUCACCAUCAGCAACCCUACACGUCACGUCUACACUGGAGGCAAGGGCUGUGUGAAGAUCUGGGACAUCAGCCAGCCUGGCAGCAAGAGUCCUGUGUCCCAGCUAGACUGUCUGAACCGGGACAACUACAUCCGUUCCUGCAAGCUGUUGCCUGACGGUCGUACGCUGAUUGUGGGUGGCGAAGCAAGUACCCUGACCAUCUGGGAUUUGGCCUCACAGACGCCACGCAUCAAAGCUGAGCUGACCUCAUCAGCCCCAGCCUGCUACGCUCUGGCCAUCAGCCCUGAUGCCAAGGUCUGUUUCUCCUGUUGUAGUGACGGGAACAUUGCCGUCUGGGACCUCCAUAAUCAGACGCUUGUCAGGCAGUUCCAGGGCCACACAGAUGGUGCUAGCUGUAUUGACAUCUCUCAUGAUGGCACUAAACUGUGGACGGGUGGCCUGGACAACACUGUGCGCUCGUGGGAUCUGAGAGAGGGGCGACAGCUGCAGCAACACGAUUUCACCUCUCAGAUCUUUUCACUGGGUUACUGCCCAACGGGCGAGUGGCUGGCCGUGGGCAUGGAGAGCAGCAAUGUGGAGGUGCUCCACCACACCAAGCCGGACAAGUAUCAGCUCCACCUGCAUGAGAGCUGUGUGCUGUCUCUCAAAUUCGCCUAUUGUGGUAAAUGGUUCGUGAGCACUGGAAAGGACAAUCUGUUGAACGCGUGGAGGACUCCCUACGGCGCCAGCAUAUUCCAGUCAAAGGAAUCAUCCUCAGUCCUGAGCUGUGACAUCUCUGCAGAUGACAAGUAUAUUGUCACCGGCUCUGGUGACAAGAAGGCCACAGUGUAUGAGGUGAUCUACUAGACAGUGGUAACAGAGUGGAGAAGCUCAUCCCAUGUUAAAAAGGAGAAAUGAGGAAUGCUGUCUUGGGGAAACCACACUCCUUUUCUCCUAGCCAGAUAAACAGUUCAGCACCUAUCUACCUGACACAUCCCCUCAUCACCCCUUUUUCAUGGACUGCGUGACAAACAGCUGGAUGGACUAGUCAGAUUUGGACUUAUUUAAAACAGGACUUGAACUGGACUGGAGAGGACUGGGCAGCAUUUAGCCCAGUUACUAAUGCUUCUUACUUGCUCAUUCCUUGCCCACUAAACCCAAUGUAGGGCAUUUGGCACUAGAAAAGAGAAUCUUUUUUUGUUGUUGUUGUUUUUUUCUUUUUCCCCCAGUGUUGGAUUUUGUCUUUAUUUUUAUUAUUAUUAUUUUUUAAUAAGGUAAGAAUGUUGCAGCAUGAAGCGGCGCUUCAAUCUGAAACUUUAUUCAUGUGGAGGUUUUGUGAAAAGUGUACAUAAUGGAGUAUUAAAAGGCCUUUUAUAGAUUUA